Phalaenopsis equestris is the source of this 1923-nucleotide messenger RNA. Its product is annotated as squamosa promoter-binding-like protein 18. The transcript has 4 exons. NCBI's taxonomy places the organism in Eukaryota, Viridiplantae, Streptophyta, Magnoliopsida, Asparagales, Orchidaceae. Bases 651 to 1748 code for a protein of 365 amino acids. Gene Ontology annotation, cellular component: nucleus. Gene Ontology annotation, molecular function: DNA binding. The record is from RefSeq and is a predicted model, not a curated record.
ACAAGAGCCCGUCUCUUUCGUUGAGUCGCACCACCGCCAGCCAGCAUAUACUCAAUUCUACAGUUUUUCCUCCCCCUUUUUCUCAUGCCAAUUACAGCGAUUCCCUCAAAGAGCAACCAAACAAACCAUCCAUUUCACACUCCUCUCUUCAUUUUUCUCUCAGCUUCCUCCCUCCACACACGCACACACACGCAUCUCUAAUUACACUUUAUGUUUUAUCAAAAAUUGAUUUUUUUAGUUCCUAAUUGGUGCGCUAAUUCCUGCAAUUCCCUUUCUUCAAAUCCUAACUUCUCUAUAUAUCUCUUUUAAGCUGCAUUUCAUUUGCCUUCUCAAGGAUAGCUAUCACUUUCCCCUCACUCCGUCACAUUUAUUGCGUUUCUGAAGGAAUCACUGGCAGGAUUUGAACAAUUUGAAAGCCCAAAUAUCUUCUCUCUCCCCCUCCCUCUCUCCCCCUCUCAUCACUGUUCCUGCAGUUCUGUGCCUAAAAGUACUGACUGCUGUAGACUCCUUCUGGGCUCCCUACCAUAUUCGCCAUUCCAUUUACUCCGUUUUUUUCCUCACCAAGUUUCCCAUAACAAAAGUGUCUGUUUUGUGAUCCUGAAACAACUACUCUGUUUGGCUUACUGCACUGUUCAAAGAUUUCUUCCGAAAUGAAAGCUGCUUUCAUGGAGUGGGAUUCCAAAAUGACUCUUUGGGCGUUGCCUGAAUUGGAGCAGAAUGAUGCGGAGGCUACUUUAAGUCUGGAUUGCUCCGUUGAUCUAAAACUUGGGGGUUUGGGCGCCUUAGGAUUAGCUGAGAGCUGGAAGCAGCAGCGAAGAUCUUCCACCGCGAGCUCAUCCAAGAGGCAACGGGCUCCCAGCAACAGUAAUCAGACCGUUUUGUGCCUUGUCGACGACUGUAAAUCUGAUCUCAGUAGCUGUAAAGAGUAUCACAGGAGACAUAAGGUCUGCGAGCUUCAUUCCAAGACUCCUGUAGUCAUGGUGGGAGGCCAGGAGCAGAGAUUCUGCCAGCAAUGUAGCAGAUUCCACUUGCUGAUGGAGUUUGAUGAGGUAAAGCGAAGUUGUAGAAAACGACUCGACGGACAUAACCGUCGUCGAAGAAAGCCACAGGUGGAGGCAACAAAUGCUGGGAACUUGUACUCAACCCAACAUGGAUCCAGGUUCACAUCCUACCCCCAAAAUUUUGCGAGUGCCGGAAUAGACCCAGCAUGGUCUAGCAUGGUUAAACUCGAGGAAGGCACACUCUACCCCAUGCUCCCACCGCCGAUAAACCACUUCGUCGACAGGGUUCAACAGCCUCCAUCCCAUCAUUUCGCCGCUACCUUCGAUCCAAACUACAAAGAAGACAAGCAAUUCUUCCUCCACGACCACACCAGCAGGAUGGCAAUUGAGCCAACCACCGCCUGCCAGCCACUCCUCAACACCAUCUCUUCCGCAGCAGAGAGCAGCAGCAAUGGUUUAAUGUUCUCAGAUCGAUUAUCUCAGGUCUUCGACUCCGACUGUGCUCUCUCUCUUCUGUCAUCCUCCGCGCAGACCUCAGGCAUCAACCAAAGCCAUAUGGGCCAGCCUUUGCUCUCCAACCUGCACUAUGGUGGAUACUCCCACUCUCCGAUGGAGGAAGAGCAUGUAGGAACUGUUCUGGUUCCAGAUUCCGGCGAAACUGAUCUUCACUGUCAAAGCAUGUUUCAGGUUGGGGACGAGGAGGGCUCAGAUUGUGGAUCCGAGUCUAUUCCCUUUUCAUGGCAGUAGGAGAUUAGAUAGUUGUAAUCAUUUUGGUUUCAGGUUUCAGCUUUUAGUAGUUGUGUUUUUGUUUGGCUGACUAUUCUUAGAAUGGACAGGAGUUGUUAAUGAUUGUUUCCUUUCUAUUGCUGUAACGUAACAAAUUGAUGAUCAUGUUUCAAGGCAUGGAUGUAUAAAUUGAAGU